AUGAGUGCCAUAGACGCGCUCUACAUCUUCGACGAGCACAACAACCUCAUCCUUGACCAUGUCUAUACCGGCCGGCCACCGCCGCCUUCGAUCGUUCUCCCUCUCUACCUUCAGCAGUCCUCGCCCCGACCCAGCGUGAUUCACCUUCCUUCGCUCAGCCCACCGACUCUGGUCUAUUCAAUAGUGCAGGACAACAUCCUCUUCAUCGCGCCAACAUGCUCUGCUACAACGGAGCCGCUGGUAGUGCAAGAGUUCCUGCACCGUGUAGCAGAUGCUCUAGAAGAGUUUCUCGGCAGCCCGCUGCUUGCGAGCAAGAUCACAGCUUCCUAUGACAUUGUCGCGCAGGUGGUGGCCGAGAUGGCCGACGCUGGAGUCAUAUGUCAGACAGAAGCGAACGCCUUGCGAGAUGUAGUUGAGACUGGACCAGGCGUGCUUAAGAAUCUGCUCGGUAGCAUUGGCGCCUCUGGAACAAGUCCUGCUCUGCAAUCUGGCGGAAGCACUGGCAUAGGCUCGAGUGGAUUGCGACCACAAAUACCACAAGUGCAGAGCUCCCAAGGCUCGGCAAUCCCAUGGCGACGGAGCAACGUUCGGCACACGAGCAACGAGCUUUACGUGGACUUGGUAGAGAACCUGAGCGUAACGAUCGCCCCAUCUGGACGUCCUCUUGCUGCUUUCGCCAAUGGGAGCAUUGCAUUUACCUGCAAGGUCAGUGGCGUACCCGACCUUAUGCUGAAUCUCUCAACUGGUGGCAAAGGUGCAGGCAUGGGAACGAAGGGCCACCAGCUGAGAAGAGUGAUGGAGAGAGUGGUCUUUCAUCCUUGUGUGCGGCUAAGCAGAUGGAAGAGUGAAGGCAUGAUAUCUUUCGUGCCUCCAGAUGGCAGGUUUGCACUCUGUGGUUAUGAGGUCGAUCUGCUGGGCACUGAGACGCCUCUUACAGCGGCGACCAGCAGCAAAAACUCCGCAGCGAGUCUCGGGCUUCCUGCUGCGAUCGAAGUGAACACUGGCGUUGGAACGAACGGAGCAGACUUUGAAGUUCGUCUUUCGCAACCUGCCGGGGCAACAUCAAGCGCAACUGCGAGCCUACAAUCGAAUCUCGCGCGACCGACAGGAUCUUUCAGAGCUCAAACUGGCGGUGACUCAAAAGCACCGGCGCUCGAGAACAUGACGGUGCACGUUCCAAUCCCAGCCGGCGUGCGCAACGUCUCUGAUCUACGGCCUAGCAAAGGCGAAGCGAACUUCAACCCAGCAGACGGAAGCGUUGAAUGGAGGGUGUCUGGUAAAGACUUUGGCAUUGGUGGUGCUGUACUAAGAUGUACGGUGCAAGGCCCGAUAAGCGAAGACGACGAAGACACGGGUGGAGUGUUGAAUGGCAUGACGGCAACGACUUACGACUACGAUGAAGACGGCGGACCCUCUGCGUAUCAGUCUCAGAACUCUGAUACCAACGUUGAGUACGGGCUUACCUCAGGGUCAGCAAAUGGCACGACGGCACGAGACAAGGCAGAGCGCAAUCGCGAACUGAUGCCGACGUCUGCCACGCUUUCGUUCAGUGUGAAAGGGUCGCUGGCCAGUGGACUCAAGGUCGAGAGCCUACUCGUGGACACGAAGAAGAGUCGUGGCAUUGGACCGGAGAUUAAGCCUUACAAGGGUGUAAAAUACCUGACUGUUAGCCGGAAAGGUGUGGAAGUGAGGUGUUAG
Messenger RNA from Saxophila tyrrhenica, 1698 nucleotides. RefSeq lists its product as uncharacterized. The transcript has 2 exons. NCBI's taxonomy places the organism in Eukaryota, Fungi, Ascomycota, Dothideomycetes, Mycosphaerellales, Extremaceae. Gene Ontology annotation, biological process: intracellular protein transport; endocytosis. The record is from RefSeq and is a predicted model, not a curated record. Gene Ontology annotation, cellular component: clathrin adaptor complex; cytoplasmic vesicle. Bases 1 to 1698 code for a protein of 565 amino acids.